CACUUCUCUUCUCAAGCUUCCAUUUUUAUGGUUGAUUUUGUCUCAAGAUUUGAUACGGGUCCGUUGUUUUGGACUAAUUCUAUCGAUUUUGCCAGAUUUGAGAUUGAGAGAUUUGGUGGAGGAGGAGGAGGAGGAUGACGACGAUAGGAGGGUUGUUAAUGGGAAUUGUAAGAUCAUUGAGAAGGAAGAGAGCUUCUUCACUUGAUAUACUGAGAGCUCCUCGAGACUUCUACAAGGGCAAAAACUGCAAACCCCAUGGUUUCCACACCAGAAAAGGAGGAUACGUUGUGCAGCAAGAUAAGUUGCCGAAUUACGUAGUCCCUGAUCUCACCGGCUUUAAGCUGAAACCAUAUGUAUCUCAGUGCCCUUUACAAGUCAACACAAACGAGUCAGCCGAAGCUUCCAAGUGAAAAUAGUCAGUCAGAAGAUAUAUGUUUUUAGGUCUUCUUCAUGUAGCUUCAUCAAGUUAAGAACUGUGUUCUACCAAAUUUGUCUUCUCAUACUUUAUCCUUAAUCCUCUUGUGCUAUUCUUAAAAUGGGAGAUUUGGUUUGAUAUUUUUCAUGAUAUGAUAAUACAAAUAUAGAAUUCCAAAAUAAUGAAGAACAUGAUUGUGGUGGAGUA
Molecule: messenger RNA, 622 nt
Organism: Camelina sativa (false flax)
Lineage: Eukaryota; Viridiplantae; Streptophyta; Magnoliopsida; Brassicales; Brassicaceae
Biological process (GO): translation
Cellular component (GO): mitochondrial large ribosomal subunit
Molecular function (GO): structural constituent of ribosome
Source: RefSeq, a predicted model, not a curated record